AUGGAUGAUCUCCCAGCAGGGUCCCGUCCCGCGGUUGUCCGCUCUCAAGUCGCGAUGGACUCCGAAUCGGAGGAAUCUGGAUCGACCACUCCUACCAAUGCAGAUACCGCAGACACAGAGACUGAGCCAUUCCCUGAAUACAACGAGUCCGAGUGUGAAAUGCUUGCAUCGUCCAUCGAAGCCGACAGACGCCACGAGGAAGCAUGGAUCUACGCUCUCGGCAGAGCUGCCCAGCAAGAGAUCCGCAUGCUCCAUGUCGACCCAAACAUUGUGCCAUAUUUCCAAAGUGACCCGUCUCACCGCAGCCAAGUCAUCCUCGAACAGCUGCGAGACCUUCUCGCUGACCCGCAAGUGCGUCCUGAGGUCCGAGAGCAAUUCAUUACUAUCAUCAACGCCACUCUCCGGUUCAACCUCGUCAUCUUCCACCAAAGCGCAGAGUUUCUGGCUCUCAAAGAAAUUGAGGAUGCAGUGCUUGACCUUGAGACCAUUCUCAAUCACGUCGAAUUCAUGGAAGAAAUGCUCAGAGAGCAGAUUCAGACUGCCGAUCAGGUUUCUUACACCUUGGGGGACGUCUCUAUGCAAGCUACUUCAGCCUACGAGCGCCUCUGCAAAAUAGCGACGGUGUUCGCCAAGACCAUGAAAAAGCCCCGUAACUAUGAACGACGACUGCUUGCUUUGUACAUGGAUAUGUAUGAGGAAUGGAUCCACUAUCCUUUCUUCCUUCUGCGCAACCGUCAGCUGUUGAAUGAACAGCACCCUAGCCCCGCACGCACAAAGCUUUCGCGUCGUGUCCUUGUCAUCUGGGAACUGAUGAACAGCUGCAUCGAAAGCUACGGUACCUUAACCUGGCUCACUCUCGAGAUUAAGCGACAGUAUUUUACGCCAAUGAUGGGUCAUCUUUGUGACUCGCCAGAGAUCUGGGAGCACUGCUGGGAUCGAUAUCAAGCACUCGAGAAGGAUCGGCAUAAGCUAGCUGAGCAGGUUUUGUCUCGAUAUGCCACGAUCUAA
Messenger RNA from Penicillium digitatum Pd1, 1008 nucleotides. RefSeq lists its product as uncharacterized. Lineage: Eukaryota; Fungi; Ascomycota; Eurotiomycetes; Eurotiales; Aspergillaceae. The record is from RefSeq and is a predicted model, not a curated record.